AUGGCGCAGCGCUAUUACACUUUGGACGAAUUUCUUCUCAGAUUGUUGCCUUCGCAACGAUAUACACGAAUAAUUUGUUUGGAUUUCUUCAGGGAAAAUCGAGCAAUGGAUUUCCGCUAUAAAUCCCUUGUCACCCUUUAUGUAGCUGUGGCAGUAACACUGAUCGAUUUUGUGUGUAAUGUUAUAAAAAUUUCCCUCUACAUUAGGGAACAGCGGCUACAGGAGGCCAAACAAAUUGCUGCAGUCUGGAGCAUAGAAAGUCUAUGUCUGGUGCGUGGUAUAUCGCUGGUCCUGAAACAGCGUAAUAUGCUGGAAUUGACCAAUGAUCUGGAUAAAAUAUUUCCGCGCGACUCUGAACAGCAGCUACGCAUGAAUUGUGCCAAAUUCGCUAGAUAUCUUGAUGUAAGAUUUCGCAUUGUAGGUCUUUAUACACUUGUGGGUGUGACAGUGUUUAUUGGUACACCUCUGCUGAAAUAUUUGCUAUACUAUGAUGCGAGCAGUGGGCAAGUAAUUCCCGAUGAAUACCAUCAGCAUGCCUCUUGGUAUCCCUACCACCUGAAGGAUAAUCCCCGCACCUAUCCUUACGUUUAUGUCUACGAAGGUUUUAACACCAUUUGCAGUAUAAAUCUGGUAUUUGCUUGGGAUCACAUCUACACUGUGUCUGUGGCCGAAUUUCUAAUGCAUUUCGAUUUUGUCAAUAGCGAGUUGGCAAAUUUAGAUGCCCGUGAAUCUUUGCAUCAGGGAAAGAGAAGGCGCAAAUUCUUCAGUAGACUUUUGGGAAUUAUCCAGUAUCAUCAGCAUGUUUUAAAAUUGGGCGAUAAAUUCUGCAAUGCCUUCAAUUUGUCGCUUUUCUUUACCAAUUUAGUAAGCGCAGCUUCAAUUUGUUUCCAUGUGUAUCUGAUCGCCAACAGUGACGACUAUCUUUCCAUAAUCCUUUUUUCAUUUCCUUGCCUUGUCCAAGUGGCAUUUGCCUUUGAUAAUUGUUACCAGGGAACACGCAUUGCGGUGGCGACCUCAGAAACGGCUAAUGUUAUCUUUGGACACAAUUGGUAUGAAGGCUCUGUUGAGUAUCGCAAGAUCACGUAUCAAAUGUUGCAGUUUGCCAGCAGACCCUUUACUUUAAGUGGCUACAAUUUGUUUAGAAUUGACAUGGUCCAUUUUAGAAUGUCCAUGAUGAUUGCAUACCGCAUGUUCACAUUCCUACAGGCUCGUGGAGAAAGAAAUUAGAUGCGCAUACGGUAGUUGUUGUUGAGUUAAAAGUCCAGCAGUUAAAUCACUUUUU
Messenger RNA from Stomoxys calcitrans (stable fly), 1282 nucleotides. Its product is annotated as odorant receptor 88a-like. Gene Ontology annotation, cellular component: plasma membrane. The record is from RefSeq and is a predicted model, not a curated record. Gene Ontology annotation, biological process: sensory perception of smell; detection of chemical stimulus involved in sensory perception of smell. Gene Ontology annotation, molecular function: odorant binding; olfactory receptor activity. The coding region runs from base 1 to 1227 and encodes 408 amino acids. The transcript is spliced from 4 exons. NCBI's taxonomy places the organism in Eukaryota, Metazoa, Arthropoda, Insecta, Diptera, Muscidae.